GAAGCUACCACACACACCGGGCGUGUAAUCUUAGGCAGUCUAGUCCCACCAUGAGAUCACAGGCUUGACGGGUCACACCCAGCAAAGAAGCUUCUGUUUAGUGCUGCAGGAAUUUCUUUGCCUGUCCCGGCUGCACGGCUAUCAGUUAAAGUACUGAUGGUGCAAUUUGUCUAAAUUUGUACCGUGAAGUCACUCUGAUACUUCCCCAUCGCUCAGGGUCGAAGUAGGCAAAAGUGUCGUCAAACCCCAAAGAUCAAGGUAACAUUACGGUAGUCUCGCAAUCGUGUGGGGUUUGCCAGAUAAGAAGCCUAAGAGGCUUUCUGCGAUACAACACCAAGGCAGUAGUAAGGACAACAACGACAACUCUUGUUCAGACACACUUGCCUUGCACUGCACUGCAAGUGAUCACAAGCCACAGUGGUCUGCCAGAUCAUCGCCUAGACCACCUAGGGUGUUGAUACAAGUACUAGCUGCCUUGCCCUGGCCUGCCGGCAUCUUUCAAUCGUGGAAUCUACUCGUACUCCGUACACAGCUCGUCAGCUCCAGGCCAGCAAACUUAGCACUCUCACCAGGUAUCGACUAGCGGUCUGCAUCCUUCAUCGACUUUAAUUCGAGUGAAUGAUCCCAACAAUUUUACGUCUGCCUGGUUUCCUAUUUACCUCUUCACAUCGACUAUUCAUCCUUGGCCGACUCGACGACAAAGGACGUGCUCAGCAACUUUUGACGCCAAAACCCUACCUCUCUAUAUAACGAAGGUGGUCUUGGCAGUGCGCAAGUGGUUGGGUUUCAAGUACUACCGUGUUAUAUGCCCAUAACCCCCGCUGCCAAGGUUCUUCGCAUCUGCCACAAUCCGUGAGGCUUUUGAUCCGCCACCAUGGAUACACUCCUCACUGCCGAGAUCGCGGCCAAUGCGCCUAGAUACCGUCGCAGGAGUUCAACAUUCAUUGACGCCAUCCACGAUGUGUCUGAAACUCAAGAAAACCUGGCCCCGGCCCAGCUCUACAGCACCAUGUCCGGAAGGCUGUUUCAUUCAGGUCGUAUUGCCAUCGUCAUGGUUGGACUUCCGGCUCGUGGAAAGACACACAUUUGCGUCUCCAUGGCGCGGUACCUCUCUUGGCUUGGCGUCAAAUCACGUAUCUUUCACCUAGGUGACUACCGUCGUGCCACUGUUGGGCCUGGAGGUUCCGUGCCAGAAGACUACUUCUUUCCGAACGCUAGCCCCAAGUCAGUCAUUCUUCGCCAGAAAAUUCUGAAGAAGUGUCGCGAGGACAUUUAUGCCUGGUUGAACCAUGAGAACGGCCAAGUCGCCAUCUACGAUGCCGUCAACCCGACUUCAAGCGGCCGAAGGUCGCUGGCGAAGGAGUUUGCCAAACACGAUGUGCAAACAUUGUUCCUGGAAUCAUACGUGGAUGACGAGACAAUCCUCACGGAGAAUGCGCGCAAUGUCAAGAUAUCUUCGCCUGAUUUCGCGGGAAUGGACCCCGAUGAAGCAGCCAGGUCGUACCUGAGGCGUAUUGAGAUGAAAAUCCCCGUCUUCGAGCCCAUGCAGGAGGAGGAACUAAACUACAUCCGCAUGAUCAACGCAGGCCGGAAAUUCUUCUACAACAACGUCUCUUUCAACUACCUAUCUCAUCGUAUAGUCUACUACCUGACGAACCUGCACAUCAAAUCACGAACCACCUUCUUUGUCCGUGCCGGUAUGGGCGUCGGCGAAGAGGAUUCGUCAAAAAACGAUUCCGAGCUAUCUGAAGAGGGCCGUUCAUACGCUCAAAAGAUGACCGACGCUCUUGUCAAACAUCGCGAGCAGGAACAUGCGGAGAGGCUCGCUAAUGAAGGGAACAGCCCUGGUGAUAAGCCUCUGAAGCCCCUGACAAUUUGGACAUCCACCAGGCUGCGAACCAUACAGACAGCACAAUUCUUGGAGGAGAAAGGAUACAAGGUUCGCCAGCGGUCACAGAUGAGGCAGAUCAACCCGGGAGUCUGCGAAAAAAUGUCGCCUCGCGCCUUGAAGAUGAUGUACCCAGACGAGGUUGCCAAGCAUGAACAGGAUCCGUACCACCACCGGUAUCCACGGGCAGAGUCUUACCACGAUCUCGCGGUUCGCCUGGAGCCCAUCAUCCUGGAGCUAGAGCGCGAGCAGAACGACCUCCUAAUCAUUGCGCACGAGUCGGUCCUCAGGGUCCUGUACGCCUACCUUAUGCACUGCAGCGCGAUGGACAUCCCGACGCUUAAGUUUCCGAGGGACGAGAUUAUUGAGAUCAUACCAGCUGCGUACCAGAAUGAGGCGAAACGCAUCCACAUUCCUGGUCUGGAUCCUAGGAUAGUCCCAGGGACGCCCGACCUCGUUAGGGCGAGCGACAGCGGCGUAGGAACUCCUUCUGCUGGCCUUCCCGUGUCGCCGUUACCGGAGCCGGCAAUGUCGGAUGAGCAGGCGACCCAGGAAACUCAACCGCUUAUCGUGUUCGGAUCGCCGACUUCAUCGCCGGUGCCCGCGGAAAGUUCACGAGUUGCGUCGCCUGGGCAGCGGCCCACGGAGAGGGUGAUUAGCCCGGCUGCGGAUGAGGUCAAGGACAGAGUUGGGGAUGAGGAUUAGUCAGACAGACAUACUUGGUUUUGGGAUGGUUUUAGUACAACGAGGAAUUCCCUCCAUAUAUUUAUUGUUAGUAAUAUUUGGUAGGUGAAUUCUGGGGCCCCUUUGAUAAUACCGUAGACAUUCUUGACAUUGUUGUCAACAUUGCCAAGGUAGACUUUUGUUGUAGAUUGCCUUGCCGAUCUUCGUUCGCUACCUAUGACCGGCUCAAAUUUAACUGUCCCAACUGUUUACUUGAUUUAUG
This is a messenger RNA of Pyricularia oryzae 70-15, 2834 nucleotides long. Its product is annotated as 6-phosphofructo-2-kinase/fructose-2,6-bisphosphatase. The transcript has 7 exons. Gene Ontology annotation, molecular function: fructose-2,6-bisphosphate 2-phosphatase activity; ATP binding; 6-phosphofructo-2-kinase activity. Gene Ontology annotation, biological process: fructose metabolic process; fructose 2,6-bisphosphate metabolic process. NCBI's taxonomy places the organism in Eukaryota, Fungi, Ascomycota, Sordariomycetes, Magnaporthales, Pyriculariaceae. The coding region runs from base 875 to 2593 and encodes 572 amino acids. Gene Ontology annotation, cellular component: cytosol. The record is from RefSeq and is a predicted model, not a curated record.